Contarinia nasturtii (swede midge) is the source of this 2549-nucleotide messenger RNA. Its product is annotated as SET and MYND domain-containing protein 4-like. The transcript is spliced from 8 exons. Gene Ontology annotation, molecular function: protein binding. NCBI's taxonomy places the organism in Eukaryota, Metazoa, Arthropoda, Insecta, Diptera, Cecidomyiidae. The record is from RefSeq and is a predicted model, not a curated record. Bases 89 to 2470 code for a protein of 793 amino acids.
UUUAUGUAUAUUACUGAAGCGUCAAAUAGAAUAGAUCAUUUCAGUACACAUUUUGUUUUGUAAAUAAAAUUGUGUGUGAAUAAUAAAAAUGCAAGAAAUUAACGGUUCACAAUGGGACAUUAUGAUGAAUGUGCUCAUCGACAGUGGAAAAUAUUUGGAUAAAAAUGCAUACGCUUUUUCGGAUGAAAUGGGCACAGUUGAUUUUUUAAAUCAAAAUCCCGAUGUCAGUAAGAUUCUUCGUCGAUGGAUUGUUAAAUUGAAUGAAACACGUCCACGUUCCACCGAUCUCACGAAUCGACUUCGUCAAGGUGGUAAUCAAUACUUUGCAGAAAUUACCGAACCAUUCGAUGUUGCCGCCGAUUACUAUACAAAGGCCAUAUUUAGUGCACCAAAGAAUAGCGUCGAACUUGGAAUGGCUCACGCAAAUCGUGCCGCAUGUUUUUUGCGAAUUCUUGAUUUCAUGGAGGAAGGUUACUAUGAUUGUGAGCUUGCAUUAAAGUAUAAUUAUCCAAUAAAUAAACGCGAUAAAUUGCUAGAUCGAAAAUUUUAUCUAGCCAAAGAUGUAGCUAAAUGUGAAGAGACCAUUCACGAAAUGGAAGAAUUAAUCGAAAAGAAAAUAUUCACUGAAAAACAAAUGAAAUUAUCUUUGCGUCGCAAACAACUUGAAGAAAUGAGAAAUCGGCCGAAUGAAUCAAGCGAAACAACAAAAAAUGUUGAAAACUACAAGCAAAUGAUUAUAAAAACCGGAGAAUCAGUUGGUCGAUAUGUUGUUGCUGGCGAAGAUAUAAAAAAGGAGGAAAUAAUUUUUCGUGAAAAAGCAUUCGCAUUUGUGCCAGUUUACAAUGAUUAUCAUCCGGAUACCAUUCUAUAUCAUUGUCAAAAUUGUGCCAAAACAAAUUGUAUCCCAUUUCCAUGCAAUGAAUGUGUUCGUGCAACAUACUGUAGUCCAUUAUGUGUUGAACGACACAAAGCUAUCCACAAGUAUGAAUGUGUCGGUUAUCAGAAGAAUUUAUGGAUGAAAAUUGGUAUUGCACAUUUGUCAUUUCGUAAUUUUCUGGUUGGUUUUGCGGACGCAAUCGAAAGACUCGAUGAAAUCGAAUCGACACCGAUGCAGGUAUUCGAGAAAUUGUCAUCAAUAAACGAACCGGAUUUUGUGUAUGGCGAUGUAUUGCGGCUUGUCACGAAUUUUGAUAAAAUGGAUAUCAAUGAUUGUUUGCGCUAUGCACUGACCGCUGAAUUAUUAGCGGCCUAUUUGGACGAAUGCACCGAUUUCUAUACAAAUUUACCGGCAAAAUGUUCAAAAAUACUGGCGACCACUGAAUGGAAAAAAAUCACAGCAGCCCUCUUAAUGCGACACAUGGGCCAAUUGGUAUGCAAUGGUCAUGCAAUUGGUGAUUUUGAAUUAAUGCCACCGUCACAUUGCGAUUACAGUUAUCGUGAUACCGGAACCAUUAUGGUAAGCGAUAUUCAUCUUGUGGUAUCGUUUAACCGUGUUUUUACCGCCAUUUGUCCGACCGUCAGUAUGCUCAAUCAUUCAUGCAAACAAAAUGUUUAUAAUAAAUUCGAUGGUGAAUAUUUAAGCAUUUAUGCGCGUUACAAUAUUGCCAAAGGUGCAGAAAUUUUAAAUUGUUACGGACCAAAUUUUAAGCUAUUUUCGAAAUUAGAACGUCAAGCAUUGCUCAAGCAGCAAUAUAGCUUUGAUUGUAAAUGUGAAAAAUGCUUAAGUGACGAUCAAACAUUCAUGAAAUUUUAUGAAUAUAUUUGCCCAAAUGAGAAUUGUCGCGCAGCAAUUUCAAUCGAUGUUGAUCAUCAAUGGUGGUAUAAUUUAGACGAUCAUCAUCUUAUGUCACAAAUCGCUGGAAAAUUUCAUUGUAAAAAAUGCAAAAAGAUUUUUCUAUUAAAUCCAAGAUCGUUGAGAGAAUUCUAUGAAAUGACCAACACCGAAAAUGAUUUGGAAUUCCAAUUUUAUCGAAAACGACGAAAAACCGAAGCGGCUAUAUCUUAUUACAUGACCGUUUCAAAGUGUUUGAGCAAAUAUCAUGAAUUGAAAACAUUCAUGGCAAAAGCGAUACUCAGCUACCAAAUGAAUGCUGAUCAAAAAGAAUUAUUCAACUCACUUGCCUACAUUGCAAUGGAUAACUAUGUUAUAACACGAGAAAAAUUCGGUCCAUAUAGUUUGGAAUUAAUAAUGGCAUCAACAUAUGCAUUGAAUAUAUUAAAAAUGGCAAAAGUCAUCGAACAAGAUAAAAAAUCACAAAAUCAAUUGGCUGAAAUUCGAAAAAUCCGAAAAGUGCUCGAUAUAAGAAAAAUGUACAAAUCAUUCGCAUUAUUAUCGAAACAAAUGCAAAUCGUAUUCAAGAAUGCCAUCAAAGAAAUCGAUGAAACACCCCAGCUGGAUGAACUAACAUCUAAAUUAAAUCUUAACAACGAUGAUGAAAUCUAUAGCGAAGACUCGGAUUCGAUAGACUAAUUCCAAAAAUGUGAAUCACAUCAUUUUUAGUUUAUAAGAUAAAAAAAAGCACUGUAAAUAACUGAAUUGAAUAAUAAAA